This is a messenger RNA of Vespula vulgaris, 3390 nucleotides long. RefSeq lists its product as uncharacterized. Gene Ontology annotation, cellular component: membrane. The record is from RefSeq and is a predicted model, not a curated record. The transcript is spliced from 6 exons. Gene Ontology annotation, molecular function: transmembrane receptor protein serine/threonine kinase activity. Bases 1577 to 2548 code for a protein of 323 amino acids. Lineage: Eukaryota; Metazoa; Arthropoda; Insecta; Hymenoptera; Vespidae.
UAUCUAAAAAUCUUUUGUUCGCUCUAAGAAAACCUGUAAACUACUUUUAUUUCGUUCAUUUUCUUUUUUUUUUGUUUCUUUUUCGCAUCUCUCGACUCUAAACACUUUCUACGUAAUACUACAUAAAGUGCUAUACUUUCUUUGAGUUUUAAAUAAUAUAUUUUUUAAAAGAUAGAAACGUAUACAUAAAUAUUUUGUACGAAUCGAUAUUGGGCGAUUAUUUUCGUGGUAAAAAAAGCUCGAGACAGAAAGGAUAUCAGCAUUCACCCGGACGUAAUGCUUCGAGUUGUCCGUUCUUCAAAUUUUUGGAAUCAUCUCAAGGAAUUAUACGUUCAAAGAGAUACGUUUGCGUCGCAAACAGUCGAGAAAAGCGUAUUACUAUAUCCAACGGCUGUACCAAGAGGCGCCUGUCGUCCGUGCAAAGAUGUUGUUCUUCCAAUAAAUCGGUCGACUUUAGGAGCUUCUCGUCGUCGUCUUUCCGACGACGAAAAAAGGAGGCGCCCGACGAAAGAGCGCGCGAGUAUAAUAAAUUCAAUAAAUUAAGUCGCUCGAGAUAGAGCGAACGAAUGAAAGAGAAAGAGAGGGAGGGAGAGAUAGAGAGAGGCAGAAAGAAAUCGAUAAAGAGGAAAAUGAAAAGAAGACGCGUAGAAAGUCUUCUUCAAAAUGAAGAAUGAUCGUAUCUUUUCUAUUAUAUAUAUAUAUAUAUAUAUAUAUAUAUAUAUAUAUAUAUCUAAAGCUUAAAUUAAAAUAGAUUUAAAAAAGAAAUUCGCCGAGAGUGAUGCGAUUAUUUUCAAAAUUGUCAUCGCAUCGAUAUAAAAAUUUUGGAAGGAGAAAGAUUUCGUAUUUAACGCAAGUACCUGUAUGAAUAAAUUAAUAAUGAGACUACGUUUUAAUUACGAAUAAGGAAAAUCAAAUAAAUUGACUAAUUUGUUACUUAUUUCAUUCGAAAUAUAUACUUUAUCGACGUCAAUAAUAACAUCUUAUUAUAAUAUUGUGAAUAGAAACAACGUUUUUUUUUUUCAGGAAAAAAUAACUGUUGCUUAGAACAAUUUUUUAUAAAAAUAUCGAUAUGCCACUUGCUGUAUUCGAGAGAGAGAGAGAGAGAGAGAAAGAAAGAAAAAAAGCAGUAGGAAGGUGAUGGCACACGACCCGAGUCAUCGAGGUGUCGUCGCCUUUCUCUAAGAAAGAGAAGGAAAUAUCUUCUUUUUAUUCUAUCUUCUUCUUUUUUAUCUUUUUCUUUUUCUUUUUCUUCUUCUUGUUCUUCUUCUUCGUUGACGUCUUCCUCAUCUUUCUUCACGGUUUCCUCCUCUUCUAGUGGGAGGUACUAAAAUUAGAGAAGACGGUGCGAAGAACGGUCCAGUCUUGUAGCUUCUUUCGAACACUUCCAAAUGGUCCUUCGUAGCGAUAACACGUUUUCGCGUGCAUCUCGCCGCCCCGUCAUGAGUCGCCGAAGAGAACACCGACGUACCUUGACUCGAUUCUCAAACGGACGAUAAUUGCGAGCAAUCGAUUUUUAACGAUCGAUGAAAGUUCUAUAAAAUUUCUAAGGUGGAUUCGUUUCGACCACCCUUUCGAAAUGUCUCGAGUAUCGAUCCAUGGAAGAUUUAUAGUUAUUAUCGUUGUCGUCUGUAUUAUCAAUCUUACGAGAGUCGAGGGUAGGAAGUGCGUGUGCACGAGCAAAGAUUGUAAAGAAGCUGGGGAAGACACCUGCGAGACAAAAUACUUCUGUUACACCGAACUGAUUCUCUUCACUGAUCAGGAGUUUGGUGAAAAUACGACAACGCGAGGAUGCACGCAGAGCCCGACGCCAUUGUUGUGCGAGACAAAGUCUUGGGUCACGAGGUCAAAGCUAUCGACGUUGUCAUCGUCGUCGUCGUCGUCGUCGUCUCUUCACGACGACGAGGAAGACGAAAUCGUUGAAAAUCGUCGUGUCUCGUCGACGAGACCUUGGAUACGAAUGCCCUGGCCAAGAUUAAAGUGUUGCGACAGUCAAGAUUAUUGUAACGCUGAUCAUCUCGGCGACUUGUCCACAUGGACUCCUGAAAGAGAAAAAGAAGAGGGGAAGAAGAGAAAGAAGAUCGAGGAAAAAGAAGAACAAGUGGAAAAGGAAGACAAAUUUUCGAUCGAAAGGAUGAACCAAGAUAAUGAUUCAACGUCUAACGCAGAAAUAGAUCAAAACAACGAUUUCCAAUCGAUCAAUAGAUUUAACCAAAAUAACAAUCUGAUAUCGCUAGACUCGAAUAGGUCGUUCACGAAUUCUUCAAGCAGCAGUCGAGAUCAAAUUAUUUCGAUCACUUCGGACUCGAUAUCAACGAUCGACGAAGAUCUUAAUUUGGAUCAACUUUUGCAACAUCGGGUAAGGCCGCUCCACGUCGCUGCUUUUGUACUUGCGAUAGCUGCAUUGAUAUCCGUCCUGGCUGCCUGCUACGUCAUUACGAGAGCUUUAUCUUCUCUACGUCGUACGAGUAGGAAGGAUAAGAAAAAUGCUUUGCUAAAGGAAACACGUCGGAGGAAUAUUUUGCGAAUAUACAACUCGAGUUGCCGAUAAUCUUGGAAUAUAAUAAAUGUUAAGGUUCUUGAAGAGCAAUCCGUACGUGAUUGGCAGCGUGGAAUAACAAUGUGAUAAAUCAAUGAAUAUGGAUAUUCUUCUUAAUUAGUGCUUUAAUGAAACUAGUUAAUUAAAUUUUUUUUUUUUUAAUUUCGAAUAUGUGCCGUAAAAUAUUUAGCAGAUAUAUUUUAGCUAUAAUUUAUUAGCACGUAUAUAAAUCCAAUUUUACGAUUUACGUCAUUGUCUAACGUAAAAAUAAAAGUGAUUUCUUAUCUUUUAUUUAGGAUGACGAAUCAAGAAGCUUCGUCCUAUUUGAAAAAUUUGUCUUCAGCGUGGGUCGUUGGGGCAUAACACAUGGAUGGCUACGAGACAAAGAAUAUUUCGUGAAGCACUCGACAGAGACAGUUUCCUGGCAAACACAACGACUCGUUUGGCGCCUAUGUAACGUCCCUAUGUGCAUCAUGACGCAGCCAUGUGGAGACCAACGUCCUUCGAAAUUCCAUCUACUUAGAAAACGGGGACUAAAGGUUUUACCAACAUCGGUACCAGGUGUUCCAACGAUUUUAACAUUAUUAGUCAUCGGUAGGGUCGCUUUCCUAACACUCCAAAAGGUUAUAAAUGCUCGAAAGAAAGGGAAAGGUACACUCGUUGAACGUAGAAAUCGUUUUCGUAUGAUUAUGGGGACUAUUUCGAACGUCUCUUGUUGGACACGAUUGUCACACAUCGAAGUGUGUUUUCCAACUAUUACAAAAGCGUUAUAGCUUUUCUUUCUCUGUAUAAAUAGCGUGUAAAUAACUGCGACUGUACAUACACGUUUAUAUUAUAUCUUAUGGUCGAUGGGA